Messenger RNA from Didymodactylos carnosus, 624 nucleotides. The record is from the annotation of a GenBank genome assembly. NCBI's taxonomy places the organism in Eukaryota, Metazoa, Rotifera, Eurotatoria, Philodinida, Philodinidae.
AUGAAAAACUUUGAGUUAAAAGGUAUAAAAACAAUGUACUUCCUGUUUUCUUUGAUUCUAUCAAUUGUAUGUUCAACAAUCGAUGCCAACAAUGAUCAGUCUUAUCCACCUAUACGUACAAUGACAAUAAAAAUACGUUCACAUUCAAUUUAUAAACUUGGUUAUUUCGCUAAUUUUAUAGAAAAUUAUACAUCCAGUUCAAUAAUGAGGUGUACAUUAAUAUGUCAAAAUAAUGAUUACUGUCGAACAGCAACCUAUUACCCGUCACCCUUGUUCAUAUGUUCAUUAUAUGAAGAAUAUUCUUAUGUUGGACAGUUGUUAACAGAUUCAUCCUUGUAUUCAUCAUCUGUUAUUUUAUUUCAAUUAUGUCCAACAGGUUACACAGAACCCUAUUAUCUUUGUUUUGGUACAUCACGUGAUCCUAUUCCAUAUGCCCUUGCUCUCAAUCAGACACAAUUGAUAACAACAAUUACAAAUUUAGAAAUAUUUCUGCCACGUAUGAGCACAAAAUAUUUAUAUUUACCAUUGCAUAAAGAUGAUAAUAUUUAUUUAUAUGAUUUAACAUCAUCAUAUAGCUUUGUACAAGAAUUAAUAUUAAAACCAAAUAUGAGAUCAGUCAUCUAA